GUGGCGGGAGGCCGGGCCGCUGGUUACGGGGCCCGGAGCCGGGACUGAGUCUCUGACAGGCGGAUGUUGUCGGUUUAGUUGCUGUGAAAAUGGCCACAAUGUUGGGGGAAAAGGCGACAUUGAACUCGCUGCCGGAGAAUGUGUUGGUGGAAAUCCUGUCCUACCUGUCAACCCGGGAUCUGCUCCGGAUCAGCAGAGUUUGUAAAAGAUGGAGAAGAUUAGCUUAUGACAAAGGACUCUGGAAAGAUGUUAAUUUAACUCCAUACAAGGUAAACUCACGGAUACUCUGGCACCUGGUCAGGCAUUACCUUGGUGGCACUCUGAGGACCCUAAGGGUUAAAGGUGUCCUUCAUUCCAUCAAGAAACAUGAAUCGCUGACUGAAGCCUUGCUGUUGGAGAUUGGGAAACGCUGUCCAAACCUGAGUGAGCUCCGGCUCAUUGAGAUGAAUCUGCGAGGCAUUAGUUACGAGUGUCUGCCUCCGUCGCUGCUCAGUCUGGAGCUGACGCACUGUGAGAUCCCCUUGCAUUGGUUCAGAGUGGCAGCGAUGUCCAACGGGACCCGCGUCCCACCUCGGAUCAAGAACCUGGAGGUGGACAAUGUGCCGAACUUCUCAGACCAGCACCUCCAGAACCUUGCGUCACGCACGGCCUUGAAGGUGCUGAUCCUCUCUGGCACGUACAGGGUGACCGACUCUGGGAUUGAAAAAUCGGCCGAGUCUCUCUCGGAGGUUGUCCACCUCAAGCUGCACGGCUGCAAUAUCUCAGACGACUCACUGCGCCACAUUGCCCGGCACCUGACACAGCUCCGCACUUUAGACCUCACAAACUUCUGCUCCAUGACUGACGCAGGCCUGACCUGUCUCGGAGGUUUGCGCUCCCUCCAGUCACUGUGCUUCGAGUAUUGUGACCAGAUUACUGUUGAAAAGCUCCUGGCUGUCUGCACCGGCCUUCCAUCGUUGACCAAACUGAACCUGAAUGGAAAUCCAUACUCCGAAGAAGACCUGCAGAGAAUACGGCAGAGUUUACCGAACUGCACCGUCACCAACGAUUUCCCUGACAUGGAUUCUAUGCCUAAAUUUUAACAGUGGAUUGCUGGUGCCUAUUAUCACGGCACUGGUUUGGCUUGUGGCUGGGGAGGGCCGGGGGUUGCCGAUUGUAAAGCUGGGGCUGUUCUUUUUUUCCCCUUGGUUUGAAUUGAUUCCAUGUGGAUCAUCAGGCCCUGAGAACAUUGUGUUUUAAUAAGUGGGAACACAUCCGUUCACCCACUGAGUAAAUGAACAGCCCAAAAUCAAUGUGUACACUCCCAACCUUAGCGGGAGGGGUUAUGGGGCGGUGAGCGCACAAAUUACUACCAUGGACUGAUGAGGUUGAGGAGUGUAUUCACACAAGGCAUGUACACGGAAUGCUGGGCAGAGGUGAGAUAGGAAGGAAGUGAUUUACUUUGGUUCCUUAAAAGAUUGGAUCGUGGGAUCGUUGAUGCUUUGUAUCUUUGUAUCUUGCAUCUUGCUCCUUUUCAGAUGGAAGAAUAUGGUAUUUGGGGUUGCAGCAAUCUGUAUGAGGAAAACCGUUUAGAAAUAUAUCCACAAUGCCGCACAUUGUAAGACUGGUAAACGGUAUGACAUACAGAUCUUAGACCACAAGAGUGACUACAGAAGUGUGGCUAACCAAUGGUUUACAUUACUAGGUCCUGACAGCCUAUGAACAACAUUUAAACUCUUCAGUAAUUGUUAUACCAUUAAGCUAAGUAAUUUUAUUUGGCAGCUUUGUUUCAUUGCUAUUGAAAAUAAACUUUAUCAUUUGUAAUAAUUCA
Carcharodon carcharias (great white shark) is the source of this 1810-nucleotide messenger RNA. Its product is annotated as F-box/LRR-repeat protein 12-like. Gene Ontology annotation, cellular component: SCF ubiquitin ligase complex. Lineage: Eukaryota; Metazoa; Chordata; Chondrichthyes; Lamniformes; Lamnidae. The record is from RefSeq and is a predicted model, not a curated record. Gene Ontology annotation, molecular function: protein binding. The transcript is spliced from 3 exons. The coding region runs from base 90 to 1082 and encodes 330 amino acids. Gene Ontology annotation, biological process: positive regulation of protein ubiquitination; SCF-dependent proteasomal ubiquitin-dependent protein catabolic process.